AUGGUGAGGAAACACGGUUGGCAACUUCCCGCUCACACACUCCAAGUGAUUGCGAUUACUGUGUUUUGCUUGUUGGUGGUCGCUUAUUAUGCUUUCUUUGCUCCUUUCGUCGGUGGCCGCAUUUGGGAAUACGUCUUGAUCGGUGUUUACUCUCCGGUGGCUCUUCUUGUGUUCGUUCUGUAUGUUCGCUGUACUGCAAUCAACCCUGCAGAUCCAAGAAUCAUGUCAAUAUUUGAUACAGGCAUUCACAGAGCUGACAUGGCUCGUGCCUUAUCAGCUAGAGAUAUCUCCAGGAAUUUUGAUGAAACUGGCAGUCAGUUGCAGUCUUCUCCUUCAAUUGUCUCCAGGAGUUCUACCUUAGCACCAAACUCUAGUGUGAAAGGUUCUGUAGGAGAUGCUCAAAGAGUGGACUCUGUUCGUAGAAAAACUUGCUAUAAUCCUCUGGCUAUCUUCUGUUGCGUGUUUGUUCUUGAGGACUGCUGGAAACAGGAAGAAAGAGCUGAACAACAGGGAAACAGCGAAGAGGCUCUAUUUUGCACAUUGUGCAAUUCUGAGGUACGCAAGUUCAGCAAGCAUUGUCGAAGCUGUGAUAAAUGCGUUGAUGGUUUCGAUCACCAUUGCAAGUGGCUUAACAAUUGUGUCGGUCGCAAAAACUACAUGACUUUUGUGUCUCUGAUGACGGCCAGCCUUCUUUGGCUCAUUAUUGAAGCAGCAGUCGGAAUCGCAGUUAUAGUUCGUGUUUUUGUUAAUAGGAAGAGCAUGGAAACCGAAAUUGUCAAUAGACUUGGAAAUAGUUUCUCCCGUGCACCUUUUGCGGCAGUUGUUGGUCUUUGCACUGUUGUUACCAUUCUGGCAUGUUUUCCACUGGGUGAACUUCUCUUUUUCCACAUGCUGCUCAUUAAAAAGGGACUUACAACGUAUGAGUAUGUUGUGGCAAUGAGAGCCAUGAGCGAGGUGCCAGCUGAUGAGGAAAUUCAGAAUGUGCUCUAUUCUCCUACCGGGUCUGCCACAACCGGCUUUAGUGGUGGAAGCUCUCUCGGCCUACCAUACAAAAAGGGUGUCUGGUGCACUCCACCUAGAGUGUUUGUUGAUGAUCAGGAUGAAGUCAUUCCCCAUUUAGACCCUCACAUGGUCCCGUCGACCGUAGAUCCAGAUGCAGCAGGGAGAGGCAUCAAGGCUCCGAAAAGACCCGUUGUCAAACGUAAUGCAUGGAAGCUCGCUAAGUUGGAUGCAAAUGAAGCAGCAAGGGCAGCCGCCAGAGCCAGAGCAUCUUCAUCUGUCCUAAGACCGAUAGAUAAUCGCCAUUUACAAGAUAAUGAACUAAGUUCCAUUGGCACAGUUAGUAUCAUCAGCAGUGUAAGCACAGAUGCAAACGUGACUGCAAGUAAAGAGAUGCAGAACAAUGAACUACGGUCAUCUCUUUCUAGAAACUCGUUUGCUCCAACCCAGAGUAGCCGGGAUGAGUAUGACACUGGAAGCCAUGGCAUUAGCAAUUUCAGCAGUCCAAGCCAUGUUCACGAGUCUAUCACACUUGCUCCUCUCCCUCACAAUCAUACAUUAACUGACCAUCGCUUCGCAGCAACAACCCAUCACAUGCACUCGACGUUUGAUGAAAAGGUGCUGCACAGAGGAAACGGCGCUGAUCCGCUGUUUCUCUCCAAUCCUGCAACUUCGCUUCUGCGAGACGUGAGAAAGACAUCGGUUGUUUGGGAUCCCGAAGCUGGGAGAUACGUAUCAGCUCCUGUAACGACAAUGCCUGAAGGCCGCAACAGAUUGCCAAAUCCUAGCUCACAAAUAGCCAACACUCAGAAUCCAAGACCUAUUCUUCCACCUCAAGAUUCAUCUUCUGGAUCAUCAGCGUUAAAGGCUCCUCUUCCUCUGCAGCAAGCCGAGAGAAGACUGACAUAUACUGGUGACUCUAUAUUCUUUGGAGGACCUCUGGUUAAUAUCCCGACUAGAAGUAACCCGAGAAGUGAAAGGAGCUUGGUAAGAGAGGGACAUGACAGAUUGGCAUCGACACUUCAUCGUGAUGCAAGAUUUAGAAGGGAUUUAAACUCAAACCAGCUUCCAGUGUUUACCCCUGGAGGUCUUGGGACAAACUCGCAACCCGGUUCUAGCAUCAAGUAGAUAAACUAAGCGUAUUUCUCGAAAGGAAAUUAGGAUUAUUAGUUUUCUUUCAAUGAUUUGAGCUUCUUUGAUAGGCAGUUUCUUUUCUUGCACUUAAAUUAAUCACUUUUGCAAAGCAACUAAUUAUUGAUAAAGAUCACUCUUUUGAAAUGGGAAAAUGUAUACAAAACAACGAACUCUAUAUAAUCACAUUGGGAGGGCCACGAGCAGCAUGGUCUG
Molecule: messenger RNA, 2346 nt
Organism: Eutrema salsugineum
Lineage: Eukaryota; Viridiplantae; Streptophyta; Magnoliopsida; Brassicales; Brassicaceae
Product: probable protein S-acyltransferase 20
Exons: 9
Coding region: 1-2127 (708 amino acids)
Biological process (GO): peptidyl-L-cysteine S-palmitoylation; protein targeting to membrane
Cellular component (GO): endoplasmic reticulum; Golgi apparatus
Molecular function (GO): protein-cysteine S-palmitoyltransferase activity
Source: RefSeq, a predicted model, not a curated record